Molecule: messenger RNA, 1812 nt
Organism: Penicillium alfredii
Lineage: Eukaryota; Fungi; Ascomycota; Eurotiomycetes; Eurotiales; Aspergillaceae
Gene: ilv3C
Product: putative dihydroxy-acid dehydratase
Exons: 3
Coding region: 1-1812 (603 amino acids)
Molecular function (GO): hydro-lyase activity
Source: RefSeq, a predicted model, not a curated record
AUGCAGGAUGGUCAAGCAAAACCCAACCGGGACUAUGAUCUCACCACCCCAAUUACCUCCACGUCUGGUCUACGCCAGGGUCUGACAUCCUAUGGCGAUGCGCAUUUUUCAUUGUUUCUUCGAAAAGUCUUUAUCAAGGCUCUGGGAUACUCGGAAGAUGCCCUGUCACGUCCGAUCGUGGGGAUCAUCAACACCUUCUCUGGGUUCAACCCAUGCCAUGCCAAUGUGCCCCAGCUGAUCGAAGCUGCUAAACGCGGCGUACAACUAAAUGGCGGGCUCGCAGUGGAGUUCCCUACGAUCAGCAUUCAUGAGUCAUUCUCGCACCCGACCAGCAUGUUCCUGCGAAAUCUUAUGAGCAUGGACACGGAAGAGAUGAUUCGGGCUCAGCCACUGGAUGCUUGUAUUAUGAUCGGGGGAUGUGAUAAAACGGUGCCAGCGCAAUUGAUGGGUGGUAUUUCCGCGAACAAGCCGGUCUUACCUCUGAUCACCGGCCCAAUGCUGCCAGGGAGCCACAAUGGUCAGCGAAUUGGGGCAUGUACUGACUGCCGAAACAACUGGGCUGCACUUAGAGCAGGCGAGAUUGAUGUGGAGGAGAUCUCAGCCAUUAACGAAGAGCUUGCCCCAACGAUCGGAACAUGUGGCGUCAUGGGCACUGCCAGUACUAUGGCCUGUGUCACUGCUGCCCUGGGAAUGAUGUCGCUCCGAGGGGCAUCCGCUCCGGCUGUAUCGUCUGCCAGACUGAGAAUUGCCGAAGAAACCGGUGCAAAUGCAGUGGCAGUAGCGAAGCUUGCUCGAAAGCCUCAAGACGUUCUAUCAAAGGAGUCAUUUUUAAAUGCUAUCACAGUUCUCCAGGCCAUCGGCGGCUCCACGAAUGCAGUUGUCCAUUUGAUGGCUAUAGCGAACAGACACCCUGCCCUGCAAGGCAUGAUCACGUUGCAGACAGUUGACGAGAUUGGGUGCAAGACUCCGCUGCUCAUUGACCUCAAACCAAGCGGGGAUAAUUACAUGAACGACUUCCACAAUGCCGGGGGCAUGCUUGCACUUCUGGAGAUCUUGCGUCCCCUCCUUCAUCUCUCUGCCUUGACGAUCACCGGGCAGACGUUGGGUGAAGUGCUGGAUGCAUCGCAGUCCAGACGGCUUUCGUUCCCGCAGCAGAUUAUUCGACCUCUAUCGAACCCUCUCUUUCCAGCAUCGUCUUUGGCUAUUCUUCGCGGUAACCUGGCCCCAGAUGGUGCGGUCAUUAAAGCAUCCGCUUCCAAAUAUCGAUCUUUACUCGCACAUACCGGGCCCGCGGUGGUUUUUAAAAACUCCGCCGACCUUGCUCGACGAAUUGACGACACAGAGCUCGCUGUAACGAAGGACAGUGUGUUAGUUUUGAAGGGUAUUGGCCCUAUUGGGAACCCAGGAAUGCCAGAGGCAGGCUUGAUUCCCAUCCCCAAAAAGUUGGCCGCAGCGGGUGUCAAGGAUAUGCUGCGACUUUCUGAUGGUCGAAUGUCCGGGACUGCUGGGGGAACCAUUAUUCUCCACAUCUCGCCCGAGUCUGUCUUGCCGGAGUCACCAUUCGGGGUAGUCGAAACGGGCGACUUGAUCACCUGUGAUAUAAACACCCGCAGAUUACAGUUGGAAGUUGCCGAAGAAGUCCUGCAAGCUCGAAUCGAGAAGCGAAGACGAUGUGUCCAGGGAACCACAGGGUCAGUGGCGAGAAAGCAAAGGGGGUACCGGGGGCUGUACGAGCGGUCGGUGAACCAAGCGCAGGAAGGCGCCGACUUUGAUUUCCUGGCGGCAUCUGGGCCUCUCAAGGGAUUUAUGUGA